AUGCAUUUCUCUAAGCUUAUCCUGGCUGUCCUGCCAGCCCUCGCCCUCGCCGAGGAUACCACCACUCAGACUUCCACUGCGGUCCUCACCAAGACCUACUUCCUCUCGCAGAUUCACACCGUCACCGCGACUGGCUUCAGCACUGAGGCUCAACCCGAGACCACCCAGGCUGAGACCACUUCCGAGGUUGAGACUGUCGCCGAGACCACCUCUACCCCCGUCAUCGAGAGCACCAGCUUUGUCUCUGUUGUCAACGCCACCUCCCACGAGGCUACCCCCAAGAGCACCAUCGCCAGCACCGCCUCUGUCGGAACCACUGGUGGUUCUGGCGAGGCUACUCAGGUCCCCGAGAACGCUGCUUCCGUUGCCCAAGUCGGCAAGAUGGCCCUGGCUGGUGUCGCUGGUAUGGUUGUCGUCGCCCUCCUAUAG
Molecule: messenger RNA, 429 nt
Organism: Fusarium keratoplasticum
Lineage: Eukaryota; Fungi; Ascomycota; Sordariomycetes; Hypocreales; Nectriaceae
Exons: 1
Coding region: 1-429 (142 amino acids)
Source: RefSeq, a predicted model, not a curated record